Porites evermanni is the source of this 489-nucleotide messenger RNA. Lineage: Eukaryota; Metazoa; Cnidaria; Anthozoa; Scleractinia; Poritidae. The record is from the annotation of a GenBank genome assembly.
AUGUGCAGCACAUUCUAUCUGGCUGUAGUGCACUAGCUGGAACAGGCUAAUAAGUAGCUACAGAGACAUAACAAUGCUUUCAAGAUCUUAUUCUUUGAAGUCCUCAGAUCUUUAGAUUUCAUUACUAAAGUUGAACCGUGGUUCUCACAAGUCACACCCAAGCCACUGUAUGAGAAUGAGCAUGCGACGGCCUUCUGGGACGUCCCAUUAUUAGCUGACACAACUCAAGUAAAAGCUAAUAGAAUCGACAUCACGGUCAUCGACAAGACCAGCAAGCAAGUCAGGGUGAUUGAAAUGAGCUAUCCAUGGCUGGAAAAUAGAGAGUCUAAAGAUUCUGAAAAGACAACGAAGUACAGUCAAUUGAGACUAGAGCUGAUGAACCGAUACCCUGAGUACAAAGUCAAUCAGUAUAACAUCAUCAUGGAUGUCCUUGGGAGCUGUUCGAAAGAGGUUGAGAAAAAUAUUAAAGAGCUUGUACGAGACAAGUGA